AUAUCACAAUGAAGGCGAAAUGAAUGAAAAAGAAAAAAAAAAGAAGUCUUGUUUCAAAGUAAAUACAACGUUGUUUAAAUAAACGUUCUAUUACAUAAUCAGCAAUCUUUUACAAUUUCCAUUUUCACAGAUUAAAAGUUUACAAUUAUUAGUUGCUAACUAGGAAUCAUGAAUACCAUGAUAAUUGGUAUACUCUGUAUAUGUACUUGUUUGAUGAUAAUAAAUGCUAAUGCAGUUCCAACAAACCCGAGCACCGUUGUGGCUGAAAGUCACACGAGCACCGUUGUGGCUGAAAGUCUUACCUUCAAAGAAAAAAUGAUCAAAUUAUACAAACAUUGGAUGAAUGAAAAAGAAUUUAAUCCACCAAAAGAGAGUGAAUUCUAUGAAAGAUUUUGGGAAUUAUUUAAACAUUGUUUCUUGAAUUCAAAACAAUUAGCCAAAAUUCUUCCAUUUUGAAUUUGAGUGAUUUUAUUAACCGUGAAUUAAUGAAAAUAGUUUUAAUGAAUCAUUUCAACAUUUUGAUGAAGUAAUAUGAAUUAAAUACAAUGAUAUUUUAAACUUUGAAAUAUAUAUUCAUAUGC
This is a messenger RNA of Schistosoma rodhaini, 581 nucleotides long. The record is from the annotation of a GenBank genome assembly. Lineage: Eukaryota; Metazoa; Platyhelminthes; Trematoda; Strigeidida; Schistosomatidae.